Messenger RNA from Plasmodium reichenowi, 5364 nucleotides. RefSeq lists its product as hypothetical. Bases 1 to 5364 code for a protein of 1787 amino acids. Lineage: Eukaryota; Apicomplexa; Aconoidasida; Haemosporida; Plasmodiidae. The transcript has a single exon. The record is from RefSeq and is a predicted model, not a curated record.
AUGUCAUCCUUAUUACGAAGUUUUAAAAAGCUCCCUCGAGUGAAAUUAAAAAUAAAGAGAAAUAAAGAAUAUGAAAGAAAUUUAAAUAAUUUAGCAAACCUAUCAAAUCAUGAAAAGUUAAUAAGAAUAGAUAUAAACGGAAAGGUCAAGAAAUGUAGUCGCUAUUUUUUUAAUAAAAAUAAAUAUAUUUAUAUAAAUAAUAUAGAGGAUAUCAAAAGAUUUGAUGAAACUAAAAAUAUAAAUAUAAAUAACAAAAAUAAUAUAAAUCUUAAAUAUGACAUAUAUAAUAUUCAUAAUAAUACCUUGGAUAUUAAUAGGAACUAUCAACCUAAAAAAGAAAGUAUAAAAAAAGAAAAUAUAAAAAAAGAAAAUAUAAAAAAAGAAAAUAUAAAAAAAGAAAAUAUAAAAAAAGAAAAUAUAAAAAACGAUAAUAUAAAAAAAGAAAAUAUAAAAAACGAUAAUAUAAAAAAAGAACAUCAGAGUUUUAAAAAAAAAAGAAAAGAAGAACAAAAAUAUAACAAUUUUAUAAGUACAUAUAAUUUAACACAAGACGAAAUUAUAUAUAUGAGAUUUAUUCAUAAAAUUAAAAUAAAAAAUAUUUUUGCACUUAUAAAUAAUAUAAGAAAAAAUAUAUAUAUUAAUAAAUCUCAAGCAAAUAUAAUAUUAAACUGUAUUUAUAAAUAUUUAAGAAUCCAUUGUUAUACUUUAUCAAAAGAUGAAUUCUUUUUUUUUCUUUAUAUAUUUCCACAACAUGUCAAAUAUUCAUCCAAAGUUUUGUCUUACCUCAUUAACCUAUUACAAGAUAGGCACAGAAUAAGAGGCUCUACACAAAUGAAUGUAUGUUAUAAUGAAAUGAAGAAGGAAAACAACCAUGAUAAAAAUAAACAUGAACAUAAUCAUAAGAAUAAACAUGAAGAUAAUCAUAUAAAAAAACAUGAAGAUAAUCAUAAGAAUAAACAUGAAGAUAAUCAUAAAAAUAAACAUGAAGAUAAUCAUAUAAAAAAACAUGAAGAUAAUCAUAUAAAAAAACAUGAAGAUAAUCAUAAAAAUAAACAUGAAGAUAAUCAUAUAAAAAAACAUGAAGAGAACCACCAAAAUAACCUUUAUGAUAACCACCAAAAUAACCUUUAUGAUAACCCCCAAAAUAACCUUUAUGAUAACCACCAAAAUAAUCUUUAUGAUAACCCCCAAAAUAACCUUUAUGAUAACCCCCAAAAUAACCUUUAUGAUGAUGAUACUUAUUCUUGUACAAAUUUGACGAUGAGCCAGUGCAUCAAUCUCAUAUGUGAAAUUAAUUUAUAUUAUCUAAAUAUUUCUAUAAAAAAGUUAUACUUUGAUUAUCUAAAUAAAUAUAUGAAACACAUAAAAGUUGAACACAUCUUCGAAUUAUUUACAGAAGGAUGUUAUCUCUUCUUAUUACCAAAUGAAGAAACCAAAUCUAAUUAUAUCUAUGCUCCCAACAUAUUCCUUAAAAAAUUGAAAAAUUAUAUUUCAAGUAACGACUUCCUAAUUCAUAUAAAUGACAAAACAUUAAAUAGAUAUAUAAAGUUUUUAUCAUAUCAUCUUUCAAACAAUAUUUAUGUACAUAUCCUUUUUAAUGAUUUAUAUAUUACUUUACAUAAAAAAAUAUUCAUAAAUAAUUAUGACAUGCUCAUCAAAGAUUAUAAAAGCACAGCUGAUCAUAUCUUAUAUUUAACUAAUAAAAAUGAAAACCUGAAUUAUCUGAACACCAUACUUUUGAACAAUGAUUAUUCUGUAUAUAACAAAAAAGAAAACAAGGAAAAAAGACAAAGUUUGAAAAAUGUAAAAGUAAAAAUAUUCUCAUCACAUCUAAAUUAUAAACAACAUGCUACAAACAAAAAUGUAAACGAUCCAAGGCAACAACAGAAACAUAACAAGGAUGAUUCGUAUGAUAAUACAUAUGAACAAAUGAAAAACAAGAAAAAUAAAAUAUAUCCUAAUGAAUAUAUAACAACACAUAUCUUACAAAAUAAUUAUGAACAAAAUUUAUAUUCUUGUGAAAAAAAAGACGACACAUAUAUUAAUGACAUAUUUGAUGAACACAAAAGAGAACAGACUUAUGAAAAAAAAAAUACAAAUUAUGAUAUUUUUAGAGAUUCUUAUAAAAGGAAAAUCAAACAAGAAAAAAACAAAAAUAUAUAUAAAUAUCAAGAACAACCAUUAGAUAAAGAAAAAAACAAAAAAAAAAAAAUUUUUUAUAUUAAUUAUGAAAAAGGGAAUGACAAACAUGAUAAUGAUUUAUAUUAUAAUAAUAUAUAUUCUAAGAGCUUAGAAAAUAACCAAAAUAAAAAUUAUAACAAUAAUAAUAAUAAUAAUAAUAAUAAUAAUAAUAAUAUUCAUCAUCAUUUUGAUAAAUAUAAUAUACCUUGUACAAACACAAAUGUUUCCUUAUUCCAUGAUAAAGAAAAAUUAUUUCUUUUUACAUAUGCAUAUGAUAAAAUUCAAACAUAUACUUAUGAAGAAUUAAAAUCAAAAUAUAAAAUAUCAACCAAAAUUGUAGAUAAAAAUAUUAAAGUGUUUCUAAAAUUUUUAAAAAAUUAUAAUAAUAAUGAAAAUACAUAUGUAGAUAAUAUUAUUUCUAAAAAAAACAUUUUUCAAUUGUUAGCUAGUAUGAAAAAUAAGGUAACAAACAAGACAAACCCUCACAAAGAUAUAUAUCAAUUUAUUCAUUCAUGGUAUCAUAUUAAACUUGCGCAUCAAAAUAAAGAACAUUCCUUUCAAGAUGACACAUAUGUAUCUUUAAUUAAUAAUUUGUAUGAAAAGUAUAAAGUACAACAUAACAUCAUGACACAUCAUAUUAUUAAAAUGGAUGAUAAAAAAGAAGAUAUACAUUUGAUGGGAAAUAAUAAUAUGUUAUUAAAUAAUAAUAUGUUAUUAAAUAAUAAUAUGUUAUUAAAUAAUAAUAUGUUAUUAAAUAAUAAUAUGUCAUUGAAUAAUAAUAUGUUAUUAAAUAAUAAUAUGUCAUUAAAUAAUAAUAUAAAUACUUCAUUUAACCACAUAUAUAACAAAAUAGAUGACACAUAUUUCAUUCAAAAUAACUAUAUAUCAAAUGAACAAGUACAAAAUUAUAAAAAUGAAAAGAAUACAAAUAUGAAGCAUUAUAAUGAAAAGAAGCUUUUUAUUUAUCCUAUUUACUAUUUAGAAGAUAAUAAAUAUUUUUUAAAUCUGGUAAAUAAUAUAUUCUUUAAUAAGAACUAUAAUAAUACAUUUUUUUAUACAUGUCAAAUUAAUAUUUUAUCAAAGGGUUUAUAUUAUUUUUUAAAUUAUUAUACAUUGUUAAUAUCUAGUAAUUAUCGAACUGAACAAAUAAACAAGGACGAUAAAAAAUGCAAUAAUAAUAAUAAUAAUAAUAAUAAUGUUGCGCAUCCUUUAAUAAAUCAUUUUACAACUACCUUUUAUGAAAUGAUCACAUAUUUAUUAAAAAAUAUAUAUCGUAUACACAUAUCCAAAUUUUUCUAUAUAUUUGUUGCCUUGUCAAAAUUUUUUCUUAUGAAUUCUUAUCACCCCAACAAUACGAACAAAAGGACGAAUUUUAUACAUAUGGAAAAUGUAUUAUAUAUUUUAUAUAUAAUAAGAAAAAAUCAAUAUGAACAUGUUAAAAGCAUAUUGUAUGAUAAAAGUAACGAGAAUUAUUUUAGGUUUAACGAAAAUAAGGAUAUCAAAAUGGAGAAUACAAAUAUGUUAUACAAUAUUAUAUUGAACAACUUUGCUACAGAAGAUCGUGAUGAAUUCAUGACGCUCCAUAAAAACAAUGAAGAUAAUAAUAAAAUAGUAAUAGAUAAUAUAAAUAAUGUAGAUAAUAUAAACGAUUUAAUCAAGUCGUAUCGUUGUGAUAAUAAAAAUGUAGAUACUGCUUCUUUACAUAAUAAAUUGUAUAACGGUUUACAUUUCCUAAUUAUGUGCUUAAACAAUUAUUUAGAUAAUACAAAACAUUUUAAAAUAAAGCACUUUUUAAUUUCUUUCUUUUAUAUAAAUAAAAUAAUACCGUCUCAUAUGAAACACAUGUAUCAUCUAGAAACAUAUCUAAAUAAAAAUCACAAGAAUUAUAAGAAUAAGUUUUUUUAUAUAUAUAAUGGUUUGGAUUUACUAAAAAAAUCCUAUUUAGUACAUAUAAAAAAAUUAUAUAUACAAUCGCAUAAUAAUAAAAAGAAGAACAAUAUUGUUAAUAGAACUGUUUAUAAUAAUUUUCUGUAUAAACAUAAAUAUAAUAUUUAUGACAAUAUAGAUUAUAUUUUUAUAAAAAAAAAAAAUUUAUUUUGUUAUACAAAUCAUGUGUCUUUAUUAUAUUUUACAUACAUAUAUAGCUUGAAUAGAUUUUAUUAUUCUACUUUAUAUUAUAAUAUAUCAAAAUGUUUUUAUUACAAAAUAAAUAUGGAAAAUAUACAUUUUAAAGAUAAAAUAAUUUUGUUUUUUAUAUGUACACAAUGUAAAUAUAUAUAUAUACAAUUUUUUAGAUUAUUAUUACAAAGCAUUUUCUCAUCUUCUGAAUUUAAAAAAGUAGGAAAAUUAAGUCUCUACAUAAUAUCAAACAUAAUAUUACUCUUAGUUACAAAUAGUAAGAUGAAGCUAAAUAUAAAAAAAAAAAAUAUGCUAUACAAACAUAUUUAUUCAAAUAAUCCAAUUAUAAAUAACAAUAAAAAAACAAAAAUACAUACAAAUAAUAAUCCUAUAUCAAAGAAUUUAUUUAUAUCUAACAAAUUCUUGAGGAUCCAAUGGAAGUAUAUCUUCCCCAUGGAUUUAUUUAUCUCAUCCAAUUUGUCACAUCAAACGGAAUUAAUAAUAUCCAAACUUGAACAAAAUAUUUUAAACAUAGACAAUAAUAAUAAUAAUAAUAAUAUAAGGGAAAAAAAAAAAAAAAAAAAAAAAAAAUAUUAUGAUUACGAAAAUAUAGAAAAAUUAUUCUACUCAAAAGAAAAACUUAGGAUAAAUAAAAUGAAUAUAUUAAAAAUAAAACAUAUAAAAAAUGAACAAAAUGAAGAAUGUUCACAAAAUGUAAAAAAUAUAAAAAGCUCCAAUAUUAAUUUAUACAACUUCAAAGAUGAACUAUUUACACACAUCCCAUUCUUAAUCAAGCAGUAUAAAAAAUAUAUUAACAUACAUGAAAAAAAUAAGGGUAUCAAUAAUAAAGUACAAAAUUUUAACCAAAAGAAUCAUCUCAUUUCUCACACAUUUAAUAAAAUUGAUGAAUCUUCUUUUAUUUAUUUUGAUGAUCAUAUAGAACAAGAAAUUUUUACUCUUUGUCAAAACUUUUUAUCCUAUGAUUAUGUUACUACCAAUUUUUCCAUAUCAAAGAAAUCCCUAUAUUUUGAUUUACUAAUGUAUUUAAAGGGUUCAAAUUUUUAG